UGAGGAAAUCAAAGAAAAUGGUUGAGCCACCACCUCACGAGGCAGAAUCCCGACCUCUUCCACUGAAAGCCAUUCUAGAGACGGCUCCUCUGCACUGAGCUUCUACCUGCAGCUGACUUCCCAGCGAGCACCGUCACCUCGUCCUGCGCGCACUCUGUUCGGACUUGCAGUAGAUGUGUUGCAGACUCCAUACACGCUGAACUUGAGCGAAAACAAUGGAUGGACAUUGCAUGCCCAGAAUGCGAUACAGUGCUAAGCUUCGAGGACGUCAAAGAAUACGCAACCCAGCUUGACUUCGAAAGGUACGAGCUGCUCGCCGUUCUAGCAGUUGUGGGCAGCACCGAGCAGUUCGUUUGGUGCUCAGGCCCAGAUUGCAACUCUGGCCAGCUGCAUGUAGGCGGUGCUGAGCAACCGAUUGUACUUUGCAAUCUUUGUCGCCACCGCACUUGCUUCGUGCAUCGAACACCGUGGCACGAGGAUCUCACCUGCGACGACUACGAUCGACUUCAGCAGGAUCCAGCCAACUUCAGAACCCGCGCCGAGCUCGAGCGCGCGGCAGAGCAAGAGCAGCUUGAGGUUGACCGCCAGGAAGCCGAACGCAUUGAUCGGGAGCAGCGAGAGGCGCAGGAAAUGAGGCGUAUAGCCCUCAAGCGCAGGGCGCAGGAACAGCAAAACGAAGCCACCAUCAACAAAACAACCAAGCCGUGCCCCAAAUGUGCCAGUAACAUUGAGAAGAAAGGAGGGUGGUAUGUAUUGCCGUGUCCCCCUCUAGUGAUCAACAUGCUGACCUUUGCAGUGCCCAUAUGCUCUGUAAUUUCACCUUUCUUUCGAAUAGUGUCGACAAUGAGAGUUCUGCAGUGUCACUGUGUGAACCACAUAGUUAUGGGCCUGAAGCAAGUCUCCAUGCUGACUAGCCUAGGCACCAGAUAUCGCCAUCGCUUUUGCUGGACUUGCUUGGGCCCGUGGAAUGGCCGUAUUAAAUGUGGCCACUAGUGACAACAUGUGAAUCUUGUGGGCACGACAAAGGACGCUGACGAGACCAGACAUCAAAUGCAUGUAUCAGUUCUGCUGGGUAUGCGGUGCGGAUCAUAAGGAGAUCAUGGCGAACGACAACAGUCUGCAUCAUCAGACAUGUAGCUAUCGCUCAGACAACUUGUGAAUGGAGGGCAGUACGGAGAUUGGGAGAGACGUGGAGCUGGAGGCUGGAGGACGUAUUGGAAAGAUCGCAUUGCUGGCGGCAACAUCUCGAAGCUUGGUGGUUUUCAGUUUUUGAUUGGAGCCCCAGGGUUUAAUAAUGGAUUGAGCACGAGAGUUGAGAGGUUGAAGGUCAA
Emericellopsis atlantica is the source of this 1331-nucleotide messenger RNA. RefSeq lists its product as uncharacterized. Gene Ontology annotation, biological process: ubiquitin-dependent protein catabolic process; protein polyubiquitination; positive regulation of proteasomal ubiquitin-dependent protein catabolic process. Lineage: Eukaryota; Fungi; Ascomycota; Sordariomycetes; Hypocreales; Bionectriaceae. The record is from RefSeq and is a predicted model, not a curated record. Gene Ontology annotation, molecular function: ubiquitin conjugating enzyme binding; ubiquitin protein ligase activity; zinc ion binding. Gene Ontology annotation, cellular component: ubiquitin ligase complex; cytoplasm. The transcript has 2 exons. The coding region runs from base 220 to 993 and encodes 257 amino acids.